This is a messenger RNA of Botrytis cinerea B05.10, 3062 nucleotides long. RefSeq names its product Bcama1 (gene Bcama1). Gene Ontology annotation, biological process: positive regulation of anaphase-promoting complex-dependent catabolic process; positive regulation of ubiquitin protein ligase activity; anaphase-promoting complex-dependent catabolic process. Gene Ontology annotation, molecular function: ubiquitin ligase activator activity; anaphase-promoting complex binding; protein binding. The coding region runs from base 392 to 2770 and encodes 792 amino acids. NCBI's taxonomy places the organism in Eukaryota, Fungi, Ascomycota, Leotiomycetes, Helotiales, Sclerotiniaceae. Gene Ontology annotation, cellular component: anaphase-promoting complex. The record is from RefSeq and is a predicted model, not a curated record. The transcript has 6 exons.
GUGUCCACCGACAGGACCAGAAGGAUUGCCACCAUUUUUACAGUAUUGCUAACUUCAGCAGUACAGCAGUACAUUGUCGGUAAUGCAUGAUUUGAGUGUUUCUUGGUGUCGUUUUAUUUGUGCUAUUGUCUCUCCAUAGGCUCCGCCGGUGCCCUUCUCCGGUCGACAUUCUUUAGCCAUCGACAGGAAGAAGCUGUAGGAUAGCUUCGAGGGGUUUCCUGCUGGACUUACGGACCUCCCUAUUCCUCCCUUUUCUUUCAGGAAAUCAGCGUGAGGUUCGAUAUUUCUAUUUACUCUCCAUUGUUCCAUUUCACGAGGGAGUGUCGAUAAGCCGCUGUUCAUUUGUGUCUUAUCAUUGGCCUCCUCGGUUGUCACUCUUCAUAGCAUUGCUAUGUCUUCUUUUUAUAAUGAAGGGUGGUGGAUCAAUAGCUCUCCAAAGAUUCUCUAUUCUCCGGACGACUCAGGUUAUGACAGUUCAUCUCCCAGACGAAGGUCAAGUAUAUUAAGUGAUACUGUUUCGGACCAUGACCCUUUCCUGCAACAGUAUCGAGAUGAAAAUGGAAAAGAAUGGAAAACGAGUCUAUCCAUGCGAAUCAAAAAUGUGAUCAAUGGAAAUACUAUAGGUCACAACCUGUCAACUAUUGCCCCAAAUAGUCUUAGGCUUGAUGGGCCAUCAGAUAGCCCCAAAACUCCGAAUGAGUUAUCUUCUUCGACACUACCUCGACCUAGUACCAAAUCAAGACCAACUCUUUCGAAUGCGCUCAGGGCUCGAACAUCAGUUGACUCGACCCCGACUAGAAAGUCCGCUAGCUCCUUGCACUCUCCCGAUCGAUUUCUUCCUGUUCUGAAAAGAUCCGAUUCAGCGGCACAAAGCUUUCGUGCCAAUAAAGAUCCUGGGAGUCUUUCGCCUUAUGAAAGACUAAUGAGACAUAGCAGUGCAAGCCUUGAUGCUUUCAACCCACGCCGACGUGCUACAUCACCAAUCCCCCUAGCUUCUCGACCUGAUUCAAGAAGAAUUGUUUCUGCAAAUCGUGGCAGAGGUGCUACUGCCCUUAUUUUUCAGAGAAGUGCCCCGACAAUACCCAAUGGGGAGAGGCAGGUCAGUGUAGGAACCGUAUGGGCCGUCGGAGGAGUGGCUCCUGUGAGCGCUGGCAUCUCAGAUGGGCGUGGUGGCAUGUUAGGCAGUGGGACUAAUGCACCAUUAUAUACAACAUCCUUCUCGGCUUCACGUCCAAAAGCACAAGAAGACUUUGAGAAGCAUGAAGACAGGUUGGCGCAAGCAUUAGAUAUUGACCGCACACAACGCGUUUUUGAAUUUCGAGACCCAUUAGCCACACCACCCGCUACUCCGUUCGAUUCCAAGUUCAAGAGACAUAUUUUUGACACCAAGACUACAUGGAAUGGAACAGAGUGGGUUCUUGGUGGACCAGAACAAAAGCAACCAUUGCCACAGGAACCUCGCAGUCUUCCUGUCGCACCUUUCAAAGUUCUCGAUGCACCAAAUUUACGAGACGACUUUUAUUGCUCAGUUCUCGCAUACUCUGGAACAAGUCAUACACUGGCCGUUGGUCUGGGCUCACUGCUUUAUGCAUGGUCUGAAAUGGCAGGAGUUCAUUUACUCCAUGGCGGAACUUCGAAUGCUUCUUGGUUGACAUCGCUGGCAUUUUCAUCCACACAAGGAGCCAAAUCAAUACUUGCCUUUGGCAGGUCUGAUGGGUCUCUGAGUUUAUUAUCACUUUAUGAUAGUCUAUUGCCAAGAUUCGAAGUUCAACAGCCCUGCCCUAUAGCUUGCGUAACCUGGAGACCAUCGAUAACAAUGAGACCUUCGCGAAAUCCACUUGCCUCAGGUAUCAUGGUGAAGACGGAAGAUCUGAUUGUCGGUGAUGAACAAGGCAAUAUAUACUAUUAUGCCGUUGAAUGGCCUGAUGCAUGGGAAAUAACUCGCGACGGCUGGUCUGGCUCCAUGGCACUUAUUGCCAAGAUAUCCAUUCACACCCAACAAAUUUGCGGUCUCUCAUUUUCCACAGAUGGCUCAUCUUUCGCAACUGGAGGUAACGAUAACCUUUGUUGUCUCUUUCGCACAAACGAAGUCACCCGGCCUUCUCGUGGUCAACUCGGCACAGCAGAAGAAGUAUUCCUUGCCACGGCAGGCAUGCGUCGCAUACACAGCGUAGCGAGUCAAAGUCGUGUCAAAGAAAUUAUUUCAGGGGCAGAGAAACAUCGUUGGAUUCAUGGAGCCGCUGUUAAGGCAAUUGCAUUCUGCCCUUGGAGGGACGGACUCAUUGCAACCGGCGGCGGCAGCAACGAUAAAUGUAUACAUUUCUUUCACACAUCUUCCGGGGCCUGUCUAGCUACCAUUAGUGUCGCAGCUCAAGUUACUUCUCUUAUUUGGUCCACUACUCGUCGUGAGAUUGCAGCCACAUUCGGGUAUGCGCAACCCGAGCAUCCAUAUCGAAUCGCAGUCUUCAGCUGGCCAGAUUGUAAACAAGUAGCUGCUAUUCCGUGGGAGGGCGAGCAUCGAGCACUAUUUGCCAUUCCAUAUCCAGGUGGCCCAAAUGAGAGCCAUAGUAGCAGAGAAGGGGGAAGAGCCUUGACAAGAACGGCUCAAGAGGGUUGCUUGGUUGUGGCUAGUAGUGAUGAAAGUGUUAAAUUUCAUGAGGUUUGGACAAGUAGUAUGAAGGCUACUAGUGGAGGCGAGGGUUUACUAGGUGGAAGUGAUAUUUUGGAGGGUUUGGAGGGGAUUGACAAAGAGGGCGCUGUUAUCAGAUAAAUCUGUGCCAUGGCAUUGAUGUGGAGGAUGGUAGCGUGAAGAUGAGUAUUGAAAGACUGUGUAGUAAGAAGAUGAUGCACAUAGCAGUCUGUGCAUCUGUGUAAAACAAAUUGAAAUAAAAUAAGGAGAGAAGUGGAGAGGGGGAGAAAAGGGAGGAAGCUACUAGAUGAAAUGAAUGAUGAAAUCAGAGAGAUCGAGUGAUGGAAAGAUGAAGAGAUACCUCACCUGCUUUUCUUUUGCAAAUUGCAGACACGAGUACAUACAAAUUUGCUUAUUCUUCUGAAUCGAAACA